Molecule: messenger RNA, 2679 nt
Organism: Pipistrellus nathusii (Nathusius's pipistrelle)
Lineage: Eukaryota; Metazoa; Chordata; Mammalia; Chiroptera; Vespertilionidae
Source: the annotation of a GenBank genome assembly
AUGAAGCCUCCAGCCUCUGCCCGUGAAAGUGCCAUCCUGCUGGUCCUGUUGCCGCUGCUGGCUGUCCUCCAGACCACCCAUGCCCAAAAGAAUGCCAUCGACAUCUACAGCCUCACUGUGGACUCCAAGGUCUCCUCCCGGUUUGCCCACACGGUCAUCACCAGCAGGGUGGUCAACAAAGCAGAUUCCAUGCAGGAGGCCACCUUCCAGAUAGAGCUGCCCAAGAAAGCCUUCAUCACCAACUUCUCCAUGAUCAUCGACGGUGUGACCUACCCAGGGAACAUCAAGGAGAAGGAUGCAGCCCAGGAGCAGUACAGUGCAGCCGUGGCCAGGGGGGAGAGCGCUGGCCUCGUCAAGGCCACUGGGAGAAAGAUGGAGCAGUUCCAGGUAUCGGUCAGCGUGGCUCCCGCUGGCAAGGUCACCUUUGAGCUGGUGUAUGAGGAGUUGCUCAAGCGGCGUCUGGGAGUGUAUGAGCUGCUGCUGAAAGUCCAGCCCCGGCAGCUGGUCAAGCACCUGCAGAUGGACAUUCACAUCUUCGAGCCUCAGGGCAUCAGCUUUCUGGAGACAGAGAGCACCUUCAUGACCAAUGAGCUUGUAGACGCCCUCACCGUCUCACAGAACCAGACCAAGGCUCACAUCCGAUUCAAGCCGACGCUGUCCCAGCAACAGAAGUCUGCAGAGCAAGAGGACACAGUGGUGGAUGGCGACUUCAUCGUCCGCUAUGAUGUGAACCGCACCCUCUCGGGAGGCUCCCUUCAGAUCGAGAAUGGCUACUUUGUGCACUACUUUGCCCCGGAGAGUCUGUCCAUGAUACCCAAGAAUGUGAUCUUCGUCAUUGACACCAGUGGCUCCAUGAUGGGCAGGAAAAUCCGGCAGACUCGGGAAGCCCUCAUCAAGAUCCUAGAGGACCUCAGGCCCGAAGACCACUUCAACCUCAUUACCUUCAGCAGGGAGGCAACCCAGUGGAAGCCAUCUCUGGUGCCAGCUUCGACCCAGAACGUGGAGGAGGCCAAGAAAUAUGCUAAAACCCUCAAGGCCCAGGGAGGAACCAAUAUCAACGAUGCGAUGCUGAUGGCCGUGCAGCUGCUGGAGACAGCCACCCGGGAGGAGCAGCUGCCCUCAGGGAGCGUGUCCCUUCUCCUUCUCCUCACUGAUGGCGACCCCACUGUGGGCGUGACCAACCCCAGCAAGAUCCAGAAGAAUGUGCAGGAGGCCAUAGGCGGUCAGUACAGCCUCUUCUGCCUGGGCUUUGGCUUCGACGUCAGCUACGCCUUCCUGGAGAAGCUGGCGCUGGACAAUGGCGGCCUGGCUCGGCGCAUCUACGAGGACUCGGAUUCCGCCCUGCAGCUGCAGGACUUCUACCAGGAGGUGGCCAACCCCCUGCUGACCGCAGUGACCUUCGAGUACCCAAACAAUGCUGUGGAGGAGGUCACGCAGGACAACUUCCGGCUGUUCUUCAAGGGCUCCGAGAUGGUAGUGGCCGGGAAGCUCCAGGCCCAGAGCCCUGAGGUGCUCUCAGCCCAAGUCAGCGGGAAGCUGCCCACGGAGAACAUCACCUUCCAAGUGGAGUCCCAGGUGGCAGAGCAGGAGGAGGAGUUCCGAAGGCCCAAGUACAUCUUCCACGGCUUCAUGGAGAGACUCUGGGCGUACCUGACCAUCCAUCAACUGCUGGAGCGAAUGGUUUCCGCAUCCGAUGCUGAUAAGAACGUCCUGGAGAAGCAAGCUCUGGGCUUGUCGCUCAACUAUAGCUUUGUCACCCCCCUCACGUCCAUGGUGGUGACCAAACCAGAAGGCCAAGAGCAGUCUCAAGUUGCUGAGAAGCCCGUGGAAAGUGAAAAGGUUCCCUCAGGUCGCACUGUCUUCAGACAUCGAGCCAUGGGACACAUGGGGCCCAAAUUACCAGGAGACAGCCAUGCAGGACGUUUUGUUAGCGUCAGAAGAAACCUCUGGGGACAAGCAGGAGUUUCCAUGCACGCUCAAGUUUAUGAUUCUCCCAGCGAGAGAGCGGAACCACCUGAAAUUCGUUUUACUUCUAAAACAAGCCCUACAGCCCCACCACCAGCCCCCAUCCAGGCUCCCACCGUCAUCCUGCCUCUGCCGGGGCAGAGCGUGGACCAGGUCUGCGUGGACAUCAAGCGCACCCCGGAGCCAUUAUUACUCCUGCUCUCAGACCCUGACCAAGGUCUCGAGGUGACUGGGAAGUAUCAGAUGCAGAAGGCCCAGUUCUCCUGGAUCAAGGUGACUUUCAAGAAUCCCCAGCUGCAGGUCCGCGUGUCUCCUGAGCAUGUGGUCGUGACUAGGGGCCGAAGAAGCUCUGAGUACAAAUGGAAGGAGACUCUGUUUGUGGUGAUGCCUGGCCUCACGAUGACCAUGGACAAGGCAGGGCUCCUGCUGCUCAGCAGCCCAGACAAAGUGACCAUCGGCCUGCUGUCCUGGGACGGCCCUGGGCAGGGGCUUCGGCUGCUUCUGCGGGACACUGACCGCUUCUCCAGCCGCGUCGACGGGAUCCUUGGCCGCUUUUACCAGGGCGUGCUCUGGGGGCCGCCAGAUGCCACAGAUGACAGCAAGCGAACACUGAGGACUCAUGGGUUUGACUACAGUGCCACCAGAGAGCUCAAGGUGGAUUACCAAGAGGGGACCCCAGGAACAGAGAUUUCCUGCUGGUGUGUCGAACUAUAG